AGGGCGAAAUCAUUGGAAUAACAAACCACAGAAAGAUAAAUCGUACAACACAAAAGGACAUAGCAAAUCAAUUGUUACAUAAUACUACACACAAACCACCACAGUUCUAGGGAGCCUUCCUCUGCCCAGGCGUUGCUGAUGCAUGCCAGAUCUUACAAUACCUGGACAGGUAUUUUAUGUAUCAGCUAACCACAUCAUAUGUUAUAGCAGUUUGUCAGUCGAUGACACAGCUGAUGACGUGACACGCAAAACAUUGGUCGAUGCAGUAGGAGAACGCUGCUAUAGGCUGUGUCUGAAUUGUCACACCACAAAUUUGAGAUCAGAAUUUUAACAACCACAGUGUAGGAAAGCCUGUUCCUUUAAGCACUCAGUGAUGACGUCCCAGCUAUCACAAGCUGGCAGAGUGUUUAGUGCAUUACCAAGUGCAGCUCGCCACCUACUGCUGUGAACACAAAUUUCAGUUUUGGACAUUAUUUCCUUUCUGACCAAUUUAUUCAUCACUGUGCGUGAGUACCAAAACUUGAUGGGGUCCUGUGUGGCCUUAGUGCCUGUCCUUCUGCUCCUGUCCUCCCUGCAGCCCAGUGAGGCUGGGAGGGUCCUGGUCUACCCUGUCGACGGCAGCCACUGGCUCAACAUGAGGAUACUGGUGGAGGCUCUUCACACCCAGGGUCACCAGGUGACCGUUCUGCGCUCCUCCACCAGCUGGUACGUGGCUGAACACUCCCCCCACUACACCUCCAUUACUGUGCCCCAGGCUCAGCCCCAGAACAUUGAGAGUCAGGAGUUCAUGGCCCACUUCCUGAAGAGGUCGCUGGAGAUCCAGCGGGGCAAGGGCUCACCCUGGGCCUUCCUGCAGUUCUGUGGGAACCUCUUCAGCAUGCUGAGGCAGAACCAGGAGAUGGUGGCCGAGCUGGUCGUCACCAUGUUUGAGAACCAGACUCUGAUGAGAGAUCUGAAGGAGGCUGAGUAUGACCUGGUCCUGACUGACCCAGUGUUCCCUGCCGGGGUCCUGGUGGCCCACUACCUCCAGCUCCCCCUGGUUCUCAAUGUGCGCUGGGUCCUCAGCGGGGAGGGACACUUUGCCAUCGCUCCCUCGCCAUUAUCCUACGUUCCUCAAGUAUUCUCCCGCAACUCUGACCAGAUGAACUUUGCACAGAGGCUGAAUAACAUAUUCUACCACUGUCUCAGCUACUACAUGUAUCGUUACGUCUCCAACCCGCCUUACCAGGCCGUGUGCGACCGCUACUUUGCCCCUGAUGAGGUGGACGUCAUAUCCCUUAUCCAGGGAGCUGAUCUGUGGCUGAUGAGGGUGGACUUCGUCUUUGAGUUCCCUAGACCCACCAUGCCGAACGUAGUCUACACUGGCGGGUUCCAGUGCAAACCCUCCAAGCCUUUACCUGCAGCUUUAGAGGACUUUGUCCAGAGUUCUGGAGAACACGGGGUGGUGGUGAUGUCACUGGGGACUCUGUUGGGUGGACUGGGUCCAGAGAUGACAGAGGUCAUAGCCUCAGCCUUCGCCCGGCUGCCCCAGAAGGUGAUGUGGAGACACCUGGGAGAGAGGCCUUUGUCUCUAGGCAACAACACCCUGCUAGUGAAAUGGCUGCCUCAGAACGACCUCCUGGGUCACCCCAAAACCAAAGUGUUCGUCACACACGGGGGCACCAACGGGAUCUACGAGGCCAUCUAUCACGGAGUCCCAGUGUUGGGUAUCCCUCUCAUCUUUGACCAGUUUGACAACAUGGUGCGCAUGAAGGCCAGAGGAGUGGCAGAGGUUAUGGAGGUUACAACGUUAGAGGUGGAAUCCUUAACACAGACUCUGAUGGACAUUCUGGAUGAAGAGAAGCCCUACAGAGAGAAUAUGAGAAGACUAUCACGGUUGCACCACGACCGGCCUAUAGAACCUUUGGAUAGCGCCAUCUUCUGGCUGGAGUUUGUUAUGCGACACAAGGGGGCAGCUCACCUACGUACAGAGUCCUAUAAGAUGCCAUGGUAUGUCUAUCAUAAUGUGGAUGUUCUAGCACUGCUGCUGGGCUCUGCUCUGCUUGUUCUGGUGUUGUUUGUGGUUUCCUGUAUGUGCUUGGUAAGAGGAUUACGAAAGAGGAGAAAGUCCAAGUUGGAGUGAUUAUGUUACUUACUUAGUUAUUACACUGCUAACAAUCCAACCAUACAGUAGAUGUGGGGAAAGCAAUUGCAAAACACCUGAAGGUUGUUAUAAUGGGAUUUCCAAAGUGUGUCUGUCUCUGGUAUUUUAUGUAGAGAACCUUCCUAAUAUGUCAAGGAUAUAGGUUGAAUCAAGGUUUUAUUGGGUUAUUACGAUGCAAUCCUGCAUUUGCUGUGUAUUUUCACUCAUGUUAUCAAUUUUAUAAUAUACAGUGUAAAUUGUGAAAUCUUUUAAUGAAAUGAGAAUAAAUUCAAAUGAUGUGGAAUAAA
Messenger RNA from Salvelinus sp. IW2-2015, 2430 nucleotides. RefSeq names its product UDP-glucuronosyltransferase 2A2. The record is from RefSeq and is a predicted model, not a curated record. Gene Ontology annotation, molecular function: UDP-glycosyltransferase activity. NCBI's taxonomy places the organism in Eukaryota, Metazoa, Chordata, Actinopteri, Salmoniformes, Salmonidae.